Messenger RNA from Capsaspora owczarzaki ATCC 30864, 5091 nucleotides. RefSeq names its product response regulator receiver. Gene Ontology annotation, molecular function: phosphorelay sensor kinase activity. Gene Ontology annotation, biological process: phosphorylation; phosphorelay signal transduction system. NCBI's taxonomy places the organism in Eukaryota, Filasterea, Ministeriida, Capsasporidae. The record is from RefSeq and is a predicted model, not a curated record. Bases 452 to 4948 code for a protein of 1498 amino acids. The transcript is spliced from 8 exons.
UUCGCAGGUAACUACAGCGUGCACCGGGGUUUUUUCUUCUCCUUGUGUCAGUCCAUUCUCCUAUUGACCAAGCACAAAAGUCUGCCGACUCAAAGCCACGGCUCCUUGAUUCUUUCUUGUGCUUUCGACUUUCCUCCAUUGUUGGCCAAGCGAUCGAGUCUUUACUCGAGUACGGAUUUCCCAGCUUCUGGUGCACCUCAAGGUGCCAUUCUUUCCCAAAAGUUCCAAAACACAACGCCCCGUCUCGUCGAUUUUCGUCCUCCCAACGCACUUUUGUGUCAAGUCGCUGUCUCAUCGACAACUUGACCACUCGGACUUUCGUCGCAAUUUCGCCCGUCGCACGAUAGUUUGCACCACAGCCUGCUGCCCGCCCGCCUUCCUCAUCUCGCUUGUCACCGGGCUUUGUACUAUAGCGUUCACUCGCCCGCUCGUGGCCGUGCUGUCCUCUAGCAUGUCUCGGCAUUUUACUCAAUCAGACACACAACCAAGCCAAGCAGAUCGUCAAUCAGACACGCAACCCAUCACCAACGACAACGCCAGUCGAAAUCAGAUGUUUGCAACCUCCUUCCCUGCUACGUUCGACUUUGCGUCAGAGUUCAACGUGUGGUCCGAGACAUGUCGCUCAGGCGGCGGCAAGUACCGCUCUGUUGGUGACAAUCCAUCGUACCAACUCGCACAACACAUUGCAACACUGUUCGGUGAAACACUCCCGUCGAGCGCCGACUCCCAGCUGCCAAGCUGGAAAGUGUUUGCUACUCAGUUGCUACUCUUGCCUGUACUGGGACUCUAUAUUGCGCAGCUGGAUUCGAAUAUUAUCCUUAUUACUAGUGUGGCAAUAGCCUUGUUGUUUGCUGUCUCUCUUUUCCUGGCGCUGCUGCGCUUCCCAAUUGCAAGCGUUCGAUGCUCGGCAUUCGGUGUUCUGUUUUUGUGUCAUUGGAGCGUUCUGGCUCUUGCCCGUCAAUCUAACUUCCUGGGAUUGAUGCUCUUCUGGCCUCUCGUCCAGCUGUUCUUCGUGGAGUCGAGGCGAAAGCUCUUGCAGAUUGCUGCAUUGAGCUAUUCAUUACUGCUGGCCGAGUUGGUUGUCACCAUGCCUAGCGUAAGUUUCGCGUCAAGGUACAUGGCGGCGCUGGAACCGCUCUUUCUGGCCGCAUCAGCGCUAUUACUGUUUUCAAGUUCCCCAAAGAGUGACCAGAGUCGCACGCAUGCGCCUCGUUUGCCGAUAGAUGCCAUGCAACAGCACCAAAUCCUUGAGGCGAUUCUACAAUCGAGUGGAGAUGCUCUGGCCGUGUUCAACGCCACUAGCGAUGUUCUCUGCUCGAGCACCAAGUUCCAGCAGCUGGUGGGCAGCGCCUCCCACCCUGGUGCGCUAAUCAGCGACAGUGUGAACGCCGCAACUACGGAUGGCCAGGAGGCCCCGAUCUUUCCAAGCCCCCUCGAUCUGCUCGAGCCUGAAAGUCACAGGCAGGUUCAGCGGGCCAUCACGAGCAUGUUUGAAGCUGGCUCCGACUACAACACGGCCGACCUCGAUCUGUGCAAGGUGAAAAGCGAGGAGGCGCUUCCCUUGCAUGUGCGCAGCACGCUCUUGCCGCCCCUCAAAGCCGGCUCCUCGGGCUUGAUGCUGGCCAUGUUUGACGAUCUAGCUCCCAAAAACCGACUCGAGUCUGCCUUGCUUGAGGCGCACCGAUCCAAGCACGCCAACGAGUCCAAGAGCCGCUUUCUCGCCAACAUGAGUCACGAGAUUCGCGUUUGGCUCUCUGGCAUUCUUGGCAUGAUACACCUGCUGGAGGGCACACAAUUGACAGAAGAGCAGCACGAGUUCCUUGGCACGAUCAAAAUGUCGGCACAAAUAUUGCUGACCGUCAUCAACGACAUUCUGGACUUUUCCAAGAUCGAAGCAGGCCAGCUCACGAUCGAGCGCGUCGAAUUUGACAUCUUCAACACGAUCGAGAUGGUGGUCGAGCUCUUGUACCCAAGUGCCGGCAACAAGAAUCUGCUGUUGCAGUGCUUUAUCGAUCCUCGCAUCCCGACCAAGGUCCUUGGCGAUCCUAGUCGUCUCCAGCAAAUCCUGGUCAAUCUUCUUUCCAACGCCAUCAAAUUCACCAAGAAGGGCCGUGUAUUCCUCAAGUGUACUCUCGAGAAUGAAACAUUGGAAAAUGCCACCGUCUUGUUUGAGGUACACGACACUGGUAUCGGGCUGACGCCCGACACAUUGGCACGACUGUUCCGCCGGUUUUCUCAAGAGGACGCCUCGACGACGCGCAAGUUUGGAGGAACUGGCCUUGGGCUUGUCAUCUCAAAGUCGCUGGUCGAGUUGAUGGGCGGCAGCAUUGGCGCCGACAGCGUCAGUGGCAAAGGCAGUCGCUUUUGGUUCCGUCUGCCGGUCGGUGUCGUGGCCGAGCAAGCAGAUACCGAUGAUUCGAAUGCCGAUGUCAAUGCUGGCUUCUUCCGCCAGACCUCUCCCCUCGACGAUGCGUCCUCGCACUCCAAGUCCUCAGACUCGACAAGUGGCACAAUGUCCUUGCCGCACAGCCUUCAUUCGUCGCAAGGCGAUCUGAUCGCAAGUGUGGAAGCGGAGCAACCUGAAUCAUCGCUCAACGAGUCUGGAACGCUCCCCCAGGUGCCAGCAGCACCCAUGCUUGCUCCCGCGAGUACACCUCCUCGCUCCCGAUCAGCGUCGCGAAGCAGAUGCGCCAUCUCGCCAAUUCCCGGCCGCACUCCCCCGCGGGUCAUUGUCGUGUCGAGCGCCGAGUACAUUCGAGAUAUUCUUGUGCGCUACUUGGAUGCCUGGCAUCUUGAUCAUGCCGAAUGCAGUACGCUGGGUGAGUGCGACAAGCUCAUUCGCAGCUGUUUGCAACAACAAGACACGGGCCCCUCCAAUGCUUUUGUCUCGGCAGACUUUGCGCCCUCAGCUCGCCAAACUCUGAUUGGCAGCGACAACGCGACCGGGGUGCUCUCGUCUCGCGAACGCUCGCUGCUCGCAGAGACGAUGAACGAGCACGACAAGUACUUUGAUCUGGUGGACGCUUCGGUUGAGCACCAUUUCGUGAAGCAGCCAUCGCGCCAAUCCGAUGCGUCCCACCCCCAUGCACCACCAUCUCGCCCAGCCCCGGGUCCCGCUGCGGACCCGGGUGCAAGUCAUGGUCACAUCAUUGUCAUUCUGGACUGUCGCGUCGGUAUGUCCACAUUGGUGCAGACGCUCGGGGAGCGAUAUGUUCGUCUCCGCAAAACUUCCAAAUCAGAGCAGGAGGCCACUCUCAAGAGUGACUCUGAGGCGUCGAUGCCACUCACGUCAGGAAGCGACGUUUCACUUGACACUGCUGUGGCCAAGCCCAUUCGGCCUUCGCAUUCCUCUACCUCGUCGCUAUCCGAUGAAGCUGAAGGCGGUGAUCAAGAUCAUGUCCCCUCCAUUGAGCGCUCCCCUGGACACUCCCAGAACCGCUACGACGACCUCUUGGAGCCUCAUGACGACUCGCUGUGGGCGUUCCUGGCGCAUCCCAACGUUUUUCCCUUGUUCCUGUUCUCGUCUGAGCACCCAGUGCCGCCCCUCCCCCUGUAUAGUUCCAACCACCGGUCGUUGGUGGGUCCGUUGCGUCAGUCGAGCAUUUUCAAUGCCAUCAAUGGGUUUGCCAUGCAGGACUGCGCGCUUUGUGCGCCAAGGCCAUCACACUCCAACUCGGCCCCCCUUGACGCGUCUGCGUCCUUGUCUUCGUUAGAUCCGGACUCCCGCGCUUUGCGAAAGGUUUACCGUUGUGGUUCCAUGCUGAAUUCCGGUUUGGCGCAUGUUUCCGCUCCAACCAGCACGGCGGCGGUCAAAGCCGCACCAUUCCCGAGCUCCCCGCACUCACCAUUAGCCGUGCCCGCGUCCGUUGUUCCUUCCUUCAUUUCUGCUGCCGCUGAUGCGUCGAACGCCACAACGCUCACCACAUCGGCGCAGCUUGAACAGCGAAAGCACGACCGUCGCCACCGCCGACACCCGAAACGUGAUGAGCAUGCUGAGGCGAUCGCCGAAAGUCGCGACUCGAGCAAGUUGUUGGCAGAUGAGACUACUCCAGGCUCAUUGGAGACCCCGCCCUCUUCAGCCGAUCUCGGCGUCCACGAACACAGGCGUCGCCACUCGGUAAACGACAAUUUUGCUCGCUCCGAGUCCGCGGCUGGCGAUGCUCAAGAAGCAACAAGGGUGGAUGCUGACGUUGGGUCUGCGCCGCCUGCUCCCUUGCCAUCCCCUCCAGCCGUGCAUCUGGGCCCGACUGCUUCGUUCACGCCGACUGACGUGGCCACUGAUCUUGGCAGCCCGCGAUCGAUCGCCGGUUCUAUGGGUUCGGCUCCGAUCGCCAACAAGACGAAAAUCUUGCUGGUCGAGGACAAUUACGUCAACCAGAAGGUCAUGUCCACUAUUCUGGCCAAGGCGGGCUUCCACGUUGAUGUUGCCAACCACGGCAAGGAGGCGCUGGCCAUGCUCACCAAGUCGCGCGAGCAUCUGCUCCGCCACUCUUCCGACUCUGCAUCGGCUCUGCCAGCUAAGUGGACGGACUAUGCCGUCGUGUUGAUGGAUUGCCAAAUGCCCAUCAUGGGCGGCUAUGAGGCGACGCAACACAUCCGCGCGAUGGAGCAGUCGCUUAUCGCGACCAGCGCUGGAACGCCACUACUACGUUUGCCCGUGAUUGCCAUGACUGCAGAGGCCAUGGAAGACAAUCGCGCAACUUGCCUUGCGUCAGGCAUGUCCGAUUACAUGUCCAAGCCAGUGAGUCAAGCUACUCUCUGGCGCAAGCUGCAAUUCUGGAUUUCUUCCACCGAGGCCAUCGUGAAUGAAGCCGCCCCAUCUGUUUCCAGCCUGUCGGUACCACAGCAGAACAUCCACCACUUUGAUGCUUCUGCUUCUUCUCGACCGUCUUCGCCAUCGCACAUUGCGCGUCCGUCCUCCCCCUCGCACCGACCGCGCCAACAAUGACGAGCGGAGGCCGGGGGGUUUUUUGUUUUUUCCAAUUGUUUCUAUGUCCUUCGUAGAAUUCGCCCCCAACCCUUCUUAUUUUAAUUCACAAACUUGUAAUAACUGUCCGUUUGCUGUAAAAUACAACACAUCGAAUCAUCAGA